Molecule: messenger RNA, 2850 nt
Organism: Colletotrichum orchidophilum
Lineage: Eukaryota; Fungi; Ascomycota; Sordariomycetes; Glomerellales; Glomerellaceae
Product: protein kinase domain-containing protein
Exons: 2
Coding region: 1-2850 (949 amino acids)
Biological process (GO): protein phosphorylation; signal transduction
Cellular component (GO): cytoplasm
Molecular function (GO): protein kinase activity; ATP binding
Source: RefSeq, a predicted model, not a curated record
AUGGCGCAACCGAGUAUGUCUUCUGCGAAACCACCGCCUUCAUCGGGCCAUCAGUCCACCAGCUUUCUUCGUAAACUCUUCGGACGAAACAAUGCGGCCCCGGCAUCCGUCGGCCCGCUCCAGACCAAGGAGCCCGAACCCGAACCCGAGCUUGACCCCGACUCCGACGACCAGCAAAGUACUGGCCUGGGGCGUCGAGUCUCAAGAAAAGUCGUGCCCGGACUCCCUCGCGUGCAGACCUUCAAACGUCAACAGUCGGAACGCAGGAACAAUCUCGCACCAGUUGAGCCGUCACCAGCAGAGAGGCGUGCUCUAUCGGUGGACAGACGCGUGCAGCCGUCACGUACGGCGUCACAGACUCAGUCGUUUCCCCGAGCUAGCGCCCCGGACUUUCUCGAAAAUGCGAACGAGGCCCAGUCUGCCCCAUCUGCCCCCAGCAGCCCUGCAGAGGAAAAGGCCGAAGUCAGUCUGGGUCAGAUGGUAUCCCAAGUUGCAGCAGAUCCCACGACAGAUGAAUUCCAUGCGCACGAGGUGCAAUCGAACUCGGACGCCCAUUCAGUAACGACAUCUCAAUCUCACUACGAGGCUAUGAUUCACGAUGAGCUUGAAAAUGUUUGGAUUCUCAACCUCAGCAUGCACUUCCGGGACAAGUCCAAGAGGGAGAAGUUUUUUGUCACGUACCGAGAAACUCCGACCCAUUGGCGUAGAGUAACCAUAUCUCUCGACUAUCGCAAUGCCCCAGAUAAUUCUCUUGAGAUGGACCUACUCCACACCAAGUCUCAACGUGACAAAAGUUCCAAGAUCUACGAAGCUAUUAGAGAUAGUCUGCAGGACAUCCAAUUUUACCCAUCCGUCACCAAUUUAAAACUCCAAACCACGGAAGGUCGUCUUCAUGUUCAUGUGGUUGAAGAUGUCAAUGAAAUCAUUCAGUACCCUACCUUCCGCCAAGUGCAGCACCUGGGAUGUCGCAGGAUAAGAGAAAGGGACAUUGUCUUCGAUUCUCACAUGUCCGGCUUUGUCUACAAGGUGUCCGUUGGGGGAGAGGUACUCAUCAAAAAGGAAAUCCCAGGCCCCGACACUAUUGACGAGUUCCUCUACGAGAUCAACGCUUUGAACCGGCUCCGGUAUUCAAGGAACAUUAUCCGAUUUUAUGGUGUCGUGGUUGAUGAUGACGACGAGCAUGUCAAGGGACUGCUCAUUAGCUACGCCGUCCAUGGCGCGCUCAUUGAUGUCAUUUACGACAACAAGCAGGAGUCAGAGUUGGGUCUGCCCUGGCCGAUCCGUGAGAAGUGGGCACGCCAAGUCGUGCAGGGCUUGGCGGAUAUUCAUGAAUCUGGCUUUGUGCAGGGCGAUUUCACUCUCUCAAACAUUGUCAUUGACGAUGAUGAUGAUGCCAAAAUCAUUGACAUCAACAGAAGGGGCUGCCCGGUAGGCUGGGAGCCUCCUGAAGCAACGCCACUUAUUGAAAGUAAUCAGCGCAUUUCCAUGUACAUCGGCGUCAAAUCCGACCUUUAUCAACUCGGCAUGGUCUUGUGGGCAUUGGCGGCACAGGAUGAUGAGCCUGAGGCCCAAGGACGGCCGCUACUACUCGGAGACGAAUAUAUCGUUCCAGCUUGGUACCGGCAAAUCGUAGACAUUUGCCUGAGCGAAGAUCCGCGCCUUCGAUUGCAAGCCUCGUCUCUCAUGUCUCUAUUUCCGGAAACUGCGGACGGAGACGACAUGGCACCCCAGUCAAUCUCGGUAGACGAUGGCUACACCAUGCAGGAAUACUUCGUGGACGGUUACCACGGCCACGCUAGGGUCAAGACCGUUCAGCCAGCUCACGACUGGUCGUGCGUAAAUCUGGGCCAACCGUAUGUCGAUGAACCGGCAAGGGGCUUCUCACAGGACCCGUAUUACUACACUAGAGGUCGCUCUCCCCCCAGUCCGCUGCCAAGUCAUUAUGGGCGUUGCGACUCACCUCACAUGGGACGCAACGUCUCCAGCUGGGCUGAAGCUAGGAACAUUGCACCAUCAUACAGCGAUAUUGGAGCAGACGAGGUCGAUGAUCAAAAGAGCGCAACACCGACAACAAGCAAGGAUUCCAUUGUUACACCUGAGCCAUUGGAAGAGACAAGCAAGUCAGUCCAACAAAAGCUGGAAGCACUACAGUGGACGCCCCUGUCUAGUGACCUAGCCGCCCUGGAUCGGGCUGAAUUCGACCAGACGCCAGGACACGAUGGCAAGAGACUCAUUGGCGGAGAGUUAGCCGACACGCUCCGGAGUGAUAAGUUGGAAUCAUCAUAUGCCACCGUCGAUCCCGCUGAGACACGAACUAUGAUGGCCAGCCCUAUGACGAUCAAAAAUACCGAAACAGAUGAGAGAGACGAAGAGGAAGAGGAGGUGGGCAUAAGAGAACUCGAAGGCAUACAAGAGAGUUCUUCGAACGGAAAAGGGACAGCAGGGCAAUCAGCGCCCAGAAAGACGGGGGAAACAGAACCCGAAGAAGAACUAAACAGAAAAGACCACAUUUCAACCGAGCAAAGUAACAUCACGACAGCGGACUCGACGGAAAAAGGCCGGGCUGUGGACGACCCGAAAGUCGACGAGACUGAGAUUGAGACUGAUGUCACCUCUCCGGCUGAACCAGGGCUCAAACCGACAACGCAAGAGGCGGCGGCGGCGGCGGCGGCGGAACCACCUACUGCUGCUCAGGCCCCCGCGGCAGACGAUACCAUGAAUAUUCAAAGGUUGGAUACACCAGAACUCAAGGGGGUUGGAGCGGCAUAUAUCAACACCAAUGAGCAAACGAUGCGAGAAAAGACGUCCCUUGAUGAUGACUUCGCAACGACGACAGAUGCCCAGAAAUGA